GACGAAUUCAAUAACAGCGAUAUUUUUAUUCAGGGUUCUGCCAGGCGCACUUCCCCCUGUAGUGCUGAAGAAAACUGAUUCUGGAGGUCGCAGAAGUCCUCGGGACGAGUCCUACCAAGACGACGCUCGACCUUCCGUACAACUACGACAUGUAGAACGAGAUUCAGAGGCCGAGCAGUACGACGAGAGGAUUGGGGUGAAGGUUUCAGAUCUGUUUGAUAUUGGCAAAGACAUUCAAGCCGGAGGGGAGUAUAUGGAAGAUGGCAGACGUGUUGAACGAAGUGAUGAACGUCGCUACAGAAGGUAGACAUUAAAUGUUGUUGCGUAGUUUAAAACAUCGGGACGGUUGCAUCUAACACCCGACUGAUAGGGGAUCUGACCGGACCUCUAGGACAAGGCUGGAUUUGGAUUUUCACCAGAGGCAUAACCAGGGGGGGGGAUAGCGGGGGGCGACGGGGUCCGGACUCUUCUUCAGGACCAAUUUUGUAAUUUCUUCAAAACUGAGAACUGGGAGGGGGAGCGUAACCUCUUAAUGUUUUAACUAUGACAUAAAAUAUACCAAAUAUGUGGCUUUCAGAUUAUCAUAAAUGCAUGAAAUAGCGUUUCGUAUGCCAUAAAGAUAGAAAACCUUUCUAGGGAACCAUGCCCCCGGACGGCUGUACCCCUCCACUUGUUCGGGGAAAUACUGUACUUACACUCUCAAGGGAAGUACUGUAAUCAUGCCAUCUCUUCACAUUUCCCCUUAAAAUCCCGCCUUGUUCUAGGAAGGACAGUUUAGAAUAGAUAGAGACAUCCAGUUCAAAUAAAGUUAGUUCAGUUCUGUAUCACCGUUCCCAGAGGAUUAUAACUAUUCUUUCAUACGUACGUACGUUCACCUGAAGUGUUUAUUUUCACCACGUAUUUCUUCGUCGUAAGAAGUUCUGAAUUUUUUUCUAAAAAUCAUCACUUUCAAUUAAAGAAUAUUUUCACUAUUGUUCCUUACCGCCUCCCCCAUUUUCGCAGGUUAUUCGUAUAGGGAAAGUGUCGACAUUUUGAUUCGGCCCCUCGCAUCUUCAUACGUAUCGGUAGAUGAAAAUGUUCAAAAAUAGAUCAAACUUUGUAAAUCUCUGUUCACAAACCAAACAAAUUAUUUCGCCCCAUUGUUUGGCAAACUUAGCUAAAAAUACUGUAUCAACUAUCAACAUUUCGACUUUUUUUCUUGUCUCAUCAAAUAAAAAGGAAAACACUUUUAAAAUACUCUGGUUAGAAUUUUCUGGGUCAGUAUAAACCAUAACCCUCGUUAUAUUUCCUGAUUAUUUUAACCUUUUUCCUGCUAUAGUCUGGUUAAUUUGACCGGAACGUCCUGGCUAAAUUAAUCAGACUUUGUUACGUGGAUAAUAAUAUACAUAGAGGAUAUUACUCGACUGUGAUUGGUACGUUGAUUUUAGUGCAGUAAUCUCAAACAGCAGUGCAAAAUUCUGUAACAAUAGUGCAAAAUUCUGUAACAACAGUGCAAAAUCUUUAACAACAGUGCAAAAAUCUGUAACAAACUAAUCUGAUUGGUGGAAAAAACAAUGGGAUGUAAAAUCAACCAAUCAGCUUUUAGCACUCCUCAAGUAACGGCCACAGAUUGCUUCAAAACAAAACAAACAUGGCGCCGCGCUACAUGGAGUAAAAGUUGAGUUCGAGUGAAAAAUAUGGCUUUUAUCUUUUUUUAAAUGGAAAAGACUUACCUUAAUUAAACAAGACUAACAAAACUUACAUGGUAGGAUGGUUUCCCGUGAAAUUUGGAUAAAACAAGCACUCGUGAAUUUUUCGAAGACCUCAAAUAGCACUCGUCCUUCGGACUCGUGCUAUUUUGAUGCUCUUUGGAAAACGCACUCGUGCCAUAGAUAUCUUAUAUACACUAGAUAGUGAAUCUAAUCCCAUGAAAUGAGAAGAUUCGUAUGUUUUCUAUUUCUUAAACAGGGAACUUAAACAUUAAGUUGACCCUAUUCCAAAUACGUUUUUAAACUAUUCAAAUGAUGAAAGACCAACAUGGCCGCCAUCUAUUCAAAUGGGGGUAACCGCUGGAAUAUUCUUGGCUUCAAUUUUACUAAAAGAGAUGCGCUAUCUAGUCUAUAUAAGAUAUCUAUGACUCGUGCAAUUUUUAUCCAAAUUGCACACGAAACCAUCCUUUUAUCUAUACUGACCAGGAAAUUCUAACCACAGUGUUUUUAUACUCCAGAAUAAAGCUGUUGUGUAACCUUACUGAUAAACCAUUAAAUUUAAAUGAGGUUAUUAGUAUUACAACAUUAGGUGUUUCGACCUUUUGUAUUUUUGACGAAAUGAAAAGAAAAACCCUUCUGAAAUCGUAACUGUAUAACACUUCACCCGCCUUUGCAGUGACAGUGAUGACGACGAAGCGGGAUUUUCUCGCGGCCCGCGAGAAUCUCGCGUGACUGACACGCAAGACGUGGAGAGACGCGGCGAGCAAAUAAAUGAGGAGCUGGUGCGGACUACCGUGAAACCAGUUGAAGCGGGCCCAGUCGAUUUUGAAGAUGUGUUCAGGUAGAUUGGCGCGCAGUCCUGGGACCUAGGCUCGCUUCGGUGUUAAUGAUUGACUGUUUUAUAUAUUGAAAUUAUUUUUACAAUUCUGAUUAUGGAUGUUAAUGGAUCAUUUGGGUGGUGAAGAGAAAAAUUGAGUGAAAUGAUUGAUUGGAGAAUGUGAAGUGUGGGGCUGAUGUGAUAUGUUGUUCUGUUUUGUUGCGUUUUAAGAGGACAUUUUUUGUAUGUUACCUAACACGCGCUCAAAACUAGUGAAUAUAAUAUUCCAACUUGGUUUUGACCAGUUUUCGGCAAACAAACUUAAAAAGUAUAUGUUUAGUGCUUUGUCUAUAAAAUACUGCCAAAACGAAGAGUUUUUAGAUGGUACAACGCCUUAGAAAAAAUGUCUGAUGUGCAGUAAGCUUUACUUAUAUUGCUGUAAAUAUAUAGCCUCAAUUCGAAAGCACCAUUGAUGACAAUUUUUAACUAUUAUUAUUUAAUUUUUUUCAUCCGGCAGAUGCAUUUAAAAAGGUAGCUAACUGUAUGAACAAGAAAAUAAAGAAACGCCAAAAAGACUUUCCAUAAACAACAUUUUCAAAAUCUCCGAACCCUUGAACUGAUUGCGAAGUCCCUUUAAAGUCAUGAAAUUUUUUCGAAGUUCUGUUUGUUUAAAAUUGGCAGUUUAAAAUGACACUAAAAAGCCAAUAUAAAAAAAACCCAACUUAACUGUAUAUUGUAUAACGAAAUAUAAAAAAUAUUCACACGGCCCUUAAAAUACAGUUAGGCGGUGAUAAGAAUCACGGAAUUAAUUUUACGUAGCCUAAUCGCAAGAUAGUACGCGACAUAGAAAAAAUUGUCUCUUAACGUUAAUUGUGUGAGUUGUAUAUGUGGUUAUUUGUUGCUUUUUGCGGCAUCAUGAUUUAUUGAUUGUUAAUAUUGAUUGAUCAAACUAUUUUCAACAACAAUUUCUAAAUUGAUCAUAUAAUGAUUUUACUGAUUACGUUAAUGCUCAAAUCACCAAAUCAAUCGUAUAAUUGAUUAAUAUUUAUUGUGAUUUAAAGUAUUAUUAAUGAAAUACAUACAUAUUAUAUAGAAGAGUCAAUCAUUGACACUGAAGUGUUGCAAUUAAGCGGAUAUUAAGUUCAAGUGCGUCAGGUUAGCAAAUUUAUUGCGUUGCCCUUGGCUUAUGUUGGCAAGGUGACGAAACUCGUGCAAUAAUACAUUUGGCUAUGUUAAUUCCGUUUUAAAGACAUUCACAUUAUGCAUUCACUUCACAUCAUUCCAUUCUAUCUAGUAAUCCUAUGUGUCCCAACAAACAGCAUGAAUUCACAUUGUGCAUUAUCACUGAACAAUAUUUGAACAGGAAGUUCGAGUCACUAAAUAUGAGUGGAGGUUCUUCAUCUUGAUAUUGUACACCAAGACAUUGAGAGUAAAAAAUUAGUUUAUUUCAUUUGAAAGGAAGGGUUUUUAACAGCUUUUCGGUAAUUUUAUAAUGCAUGGCUAAUGGACCAUUUGCAUUACAGCCUAAAUUUUGAUCUAAACAAGUCUAGACAGAAAUUUCUAGAGCAUCACAAAAUUAGUAAUAUUCCAAAGUUUCGUUGCGAAAUGUUGUAAAAUGUGGAUAAUAUAACCUUGCGAAGUUUGCCGUUUUUCAGUCAUUUUGCAUUACGCGGGGGAAAUUGACAGCCCAAUACCCUUUGGGGCUGUCAAUUUCUCGUUUGUACUUCGUAAUACAAAAUGACUGAAAAACGGCAAACUUCGCAAGGCUAUAUUAUCCGCAUUUUAAACAUUUUCGCAACGAAACUUUGGAAUAUUACUAAUUUUGUGAUGCUCUUUCAAGCUGUGAUGAAAUUUUUGUCUAGACUUGUUUAGAUCAAAAUUUAGUCUAUAAUGCAAAUGGCCAUUGACGAUUAUGUGCUGCGAUACCCAUCUGUCUAUGCGUAUCAGUUUAAUUCCCAUAUGCAUUCACAUAUACAUUCACAACAUACAUUCACCUCUAUCACUGCUUAACAAAUUUUACAUUGUUCCUUAACUAAUUCUCUCCCCCAUUAUCUAUAGUUCUCAACAGACUACGAGCAAUCGUACUCAGACCACGACAGAGUACAGGACUAGUUACCAGGUCACGAAGCAAGCACGAAACACGGUUGUUGACACUCGUGGCGGACGGAGGGUUGAAGGUGGUGUAUUCAGCGAGUACUACCCUGGGCGCUCACGUGCUAAGAUUGUGAAUAUUGAUGAGGAGAAACAAGGAGGAUAUGUGGGACGUGAGGAACCUCAAGUGAAGGUAAGGGAUAUACGAGGGCCUACGAAGGAUGCAGCUCAACAAGAUCGAGACGAAGUCUCUCUAAAGCCUGCUCCUCGUUACGACGCAAGCAUAAUAAACAUAAGAGGGAUCAAACGUAUUGACUUCUUAUGCACUGUCCUCAAUACGACGCAACAUAAACAUUGUAGUGAGGAUAACACAAGCAUACAAACACCUUUAUAACUCGUGUCUGAUCACGGGACGUAGCUACGGUGGAAGGCUCAAUGUGUUGUACAACCUUUCUCUUUAGAGUUCUACAAAUAAUUCGUGUUCGAUCUUGUCCGAUCACCACGUGAAUUGGUCUGACAUAUUGUCAGACGACGUUUUUAGAAUCUUUAGAAUCACCCUUACAUAUAUAAUCACCCUUAGAAAGCCUUGGACUUGACCAGGUUAAGCUGCGUCCUCCGCAAUUCAGCUGAGGAGGGGGCAGACCCAGGGCUCGAAGUAGAGAAAAAAUAUGGCCUGCCAGUCUAAAUUUUUUGGCAGGUGAAAUAAAUUUUAGCCUGCCAUUUUUAUUCAUUGAACUGCCAAAAUGGCGAUGUCUCAUAUGAGUCAUAUUGUAAAAAUUAAUGUUUUCAUGAUAUGCAUUUUUAUUGUUUUUAAACUUGUCUAUUUUACUACAGUAAACUUUGAUUCACAUUUCAAAUAUAAACGUAUUUAGUCAACUAAAUGAUCUAGUAUAUAUGAGUUGUGGUAAUCAAAUGAAAUGAAAUAUAUCUAUGGAAUUUCACCUGCCAGUUUGGCAGUUCUAAAGUAUGGCCUGAUUCUAAAAUAACAGUUCUAAAAUAUGGCCUCAUUUUGGCCAUUGGCAGCCCGCUAUUUCGAGCCCUGGGCAGACCCCCUACAACUUUGCGCUUUUCCACUUCAUAACUUCCAAGUUAGAUUCCUUUUCCUUGACCCCUCCCGCUCCUGACGAAUCCCCAAAAGAAGCUCUGGUGCAAUACUGGUAAUUAUUAUUUUGUUGUAUCGACGAAACGCUUAUUAUACUAAUAUUCCCAGUAAAAUUAUUUAAUUAUUUCCAAUCUAGAUGGAAUACGAGAACCGCGUAUCUAGUGAGCCACCCUCGUACGACCGUCGCCCACCUCCCCCAAACCAUUACGAUGAUGAGCCCCCGCCAAACAGGCGCCCUCCCCCUCCCUCGGAUGACCAAGCCCCUAACCGACCCAAACCUUACUCGAAUGUGUACCCACGGCCAUUUGGAACGCAAUCGUCCGCCUACUACUCCGACUACCGCCGUACCGCGACGGAUUAUAACGACGGGCGACAAUACAAUGGUGAAUACCAACAACCAGUGCCAGAGAGCGCCACAUAUCGGUAUGGUAGCACCGCUUACCGUAAUCCAGCGACGGAUUACGACGACGCACGAGGAGACGCGACCAGGUAAGAAUGGAUUUAAAAUAUUAUUGGUCUGAUAUACUGGGUGUAUGAAGAAAGGUAAUCCAACGUUAAUACAGCUAAUUCAAAAAAGGUUGUCCUUCGAAAAUCUCAAACCUUAAACUCUAAGCGCGCAAAGAGUGACGGGUAACUUUUUUAGCGCUUUUGAUUGGGCAAAUAAUCCUAGUACACUGCUAGUUGCACAUCGUAAGUGCUUAUUAUCUGUCUUGCCAUAGCUACAAUGCACAAUUCGCACGUUUUAGGCCUUAAGUAAGAAAGAUGUGAGAUUUUUGAAGGACAACCUUUUUUGAAACAGUUGUAUAUGCGUUACCCAUGCAUCUCAUUUACCACAUUUACCCAUACACCUUUUAAAAGACCCAUUUCCGCAGAAAGAAAAUUUUGUAAAAUGUGAUUGGCCGACACCAAUUUUUCGUCGGAAAAAAAAUUGAAGUUGAAAAUUUUCAACUUUUAACAAUGAUAUUUUUGGAAAAUUUUCUGUCCGUGAAAAUUUUUCUUGAGUGGAAAUGGGCCUUUACACUGGCAUACCUUAGAAUAAAAUUACGUGAACUUGCGAUUAAAGCUCAACCGCUGGACUCUAGACUGGUUAGAGCGCUGCACCGGAAUCGCAGGACCGCAGGCUCGAUUCCUGCCAGAGAGUAUUUUACGCAGUUGCUCCUGGUUUGGUGUAAAAAUGUAGUAAAUUUACACUCUAGAUAUUCAUGUAGAAAAACAAAAAGUACUGUAUUGUAUACUGUUCGUCUGAAUGCGCUUUGUUUUGGAGGAUUGAUUACUACGAUCUUCACUCGACCUUGGUUUGUCGAAAUGUUUGAACGCUCAAAAGAAACGUUUUGUCGUCGCGCAAUAAAUGUUGUCAAGGCGGUAGUACUAUAUAUCUUGUCAUGGUCAUUUUUUAUGAAUGUUGUUGUCUAGGCCACUUCGAAAAUGUUUACAGGGCCUUGUCAGGCGUAAACUAAACAAUUUAAUUAAAACUAAAAUAGACAAUUUAAAGUAUUUAAACCAUAGAGGAUCGCGUUUUAGGCAACAAUUUGAGAGUGUCUAUUGAAUAGUGAUGAAAUUAUAUAUCGAAAUGCUUCAAUGUUCACAAAACUGGUUAUUUCGACAAAUUUAGACUAAGCAAGCACCUCUGGUGGCAACGUCAGAACGUCUUUACAAAUUUUUCAACAUUCGUUCAACGCUUAACAGCGCCUAGGCGACAUUCAAAAAUGCCCUUGACAACAUACAUUGCACGUGACGGAAAAAGCAUUUUCUUGAACGUUCAAACAAUUCGACAAAACAAUUGGCGUUCCGAUUCUUAUGAUGGAUGAUGUGUUCAGACCAGCCACGGUUCUAUUAACCGUGGACCAGCCAAGCUGAAAAGUUUGCUUGACCGUUGUGGGAAUCGAACCAUUAGUUUGCUAGUCCAGUGCUCUACCAACUGAGCUACGAGGUCAAAUCGGUUCGAAUAGUAUGUUGUUAGUGACAAUCGUAUGUCAACUUCAUGUAAUCGCAUUAUUAUUCUAGCUAUAAAAAGUUUGUGGUUAAUUUUGUAACAAUACGAAUGUGAAUGUAUGUUUGGAUAUAUCUGCUUUUUGUCCUCACACAAUGCAAGGUGAUUAUUAGUUGAGCGCUUUUCUCCAAAUUAUUUAUAUAUCUGCAUGUCUAAGAAUGGCUUCUAUAAAUUUUUCUCCAGUAGUUCACUAACAACUUGUGUUUAUUUAUUUUGAAUUAUGCAUGAAAAUUGCUAAACUUGUUUUUCAUUAUAUUUUCUAUUGAAUUAGCAUUUCUCACGAAUGCCAAAAUCCGCCAUCUUUGGGGUACUGUCUGCCCUCGUGAAUGAUUCUAGACAAUUCAAACAACGUGAAAAGCGACUUUUAAAAGUUGUAACAUUUUACAAACAAUUACAGUGCUAAAAAAUUGUAUUUCGGGGUGAGGAGACUCUCGAACGUAGGAGAGGCAGUACCCCCAAAAAUGGCGGGAAAACUGGCCGUGUUAAAGGCUAAUUAAGAUGGUAUGGAACAGCUUUUUAAAAUCAAAGUUAUGUAGCUAAAUCAUUAAGAUAUUGUUGAAUUGAUUCUAAGUGAACCUUGAUUUUAUUCUAAUAAUCACCUUACGUUGCUAAUCACGUUCGUUUUGUUCUAAUUUGAUUAUCUGAUAGAAUUGAUUCUGUGGAAAAUUUUGAUAUUUUAUCCUCUUACAAUAUGACUGUAAACCGAUAAUAGUAUGUGUGAACUCAUGCCAACAUAAUAGAUUAUUUGUGUUUGCCAAAUGCAGAGCCAUGCAGGCUUGAAAUCGACUGAAAUCUCUCAAAUCACCUUGCAAUGUGGCGGGACAAAAUGGCGGCUAUCUGAAACAUACGGACCAAUCAGCAUCGUUAAGGAAAUCACGUGUUUUGUGUUUAGUGAUUUCGAGUCUGUUGGCGAUGAUGAGCCCACGGUCGUGGCUACAGCCCGCGGUUACUUCACGUCACGUGGCGGUAUUCUGACCUCGGAGGAAACUGGAGUGAGCAUUUAUAUUCCGUCUGGCGCUAUCCCGCCUGGAAUUGAACAAGAAAUAUAUUUUAAAGUUUGUAACGAUAAUACGAUGUUGCCACCUUUGGAUACCGAGAAAGGUGAGUGCUUGGUUUUGCUGCUUCGAACCUGGUUUUCACUUGCGAAUCUAGUACAAGUGAUUAAAUAUAUUUCUCCUUUCUUAAGUUACACUGCCAUUGCCCAUUGGCUUUUAACCAAAAUUAUCAGAUUCAAAAGGUGGAACAUAUUAGCUUUGAAAGUGUUAUGGGUUUCUACAUUGUCGCAGUUUUAAGCGAGCCUGUGUGACUUUCAAAGCAGAGUAACGCUCGACUUAACCGUUGCAUAUUUGUGUAAUUGUUCUUUUACAAUACGAUAAUCAUCGCCGGCAAGAAUCUUCACUAAUUUUUCAGUUCGACAUGUGUUCCGCACGAAUAUAUCUGCCUAUAAUACAUGGUUACUUUAAACAAAAUUAUUGUGGUAAUUUUCAAACUUUUCUGGGGGCAUGCCCAGGAAGGACUUCAUCUCAACACCGCCUCCCCUCCCCCCCCCCUCCCCCCUGGGGGUCCCUGACUCAGAAUAGAUCGAGUUUCGCCACCCAGAUGCGAAAAAGGAUAGUUGUCGACCCUUAUCUUAACGUGGAACCCCGUGCCCUAAAUUUCUUUUGAAUUUUCUUUUGUUCUGUCCCAGUAUAUGUUUACACUCUUUCUCUUAUUUCUCAAAUGAUGGCAAAUGCUUCGCUGUAUUUCACUGUUUUUCUUAUUGUAUUUCCUUAUGCUUGUGAUUUUGUCGCUAGUGAAACCAGACUUUUGAAUGAACACUUUCAAAUUCUCCACACAUACAACCCUGUUUUUCAUAGUCAAUUUAACUUGAUCUUACCCUAGGUGAGACUCUGCUCAGUCCUCUGGUAAUGUGUGGACCACAUGGUACAAAAUUUCUCAAGCCAGUGGAACUACGUCUUCCUCACUCCGCUUCAAUGACACCCGAAGGAUGGUCAUUUGCUCUUAACUCUAGUAAUAAUUCGUCAGGUAUAAUCACAUGGUCUCUAUUUUCUCGGAGCUGUAUGUACAAAGGUUCACUACAUUUUCUCGGAGCUGUAUGUACAAAGGUUCAGUACAGCCCCGAGUUUCGUUACGAAGCUUUAUUGAAGUGACUGAAGCCCUUGUUCAUUGUUUAAAACAGUUCCUUGAUGGGUUACGAGCCAACACUGUUUAAAUACGUAAAGCUAUAUUGUAACAAAAUUAAAAGCAAUCUGAAACGGUCCACGAUACUACACUUCAAAAGCGAAUUUCAAAAUAAUAAACGAGAUUUAAUGGAAGUGGGCUGCUCGAAGAUGAGCCCACAGUUAUUUAGUGCGCUGUUGUUUACAAGUUUUCACACACAUGAAAAAUUUUUCUAGUUCAAAAGCUAACAUGACUAACUUUUGAACAGUAUACUCCAUAUGAAUGGGGAAAAUUGUCAGUUUUGAGAACAAGCAAAAGUUUUCAAAAAACACUUGAUCGUCUGUACGGGGCUUUUGAGUAUGGAUCUUCUUUUAUUUAACCUAUAGAGAACAUAGUUUAGAACUGAUAGAGUUAUCUAACACGUAUAUAUAGGGCCUCAACCUUGAUUAUUUCGGAUAUGACAAAACACCCAUAUUACUUGAAAUUGCGCUUAUAUUUUCUAUGUCAUUUCAACUAUAAUUCACUGUAUUCUUUUUACUCACAUUACAGAUGAAAUGAAACGCUAUAAAGUUGGGAGCAACAGCGUAUCUGUUCUUGUUGAUCAUUUUUGAAAUGAAGAAAACGUAAUUGCAGUAGUCAUAAAAAGAGUUAAAUAGACAACAUUCAUUAACGUCUAAUGAUAUAUAACAAAAUUCAACUGAGAUAUUUUUAUAGUGAUUCAGUCUAGUUUUUUAUAGUUUGGAGGAUAAUUGAAAAUCAAUGAGAAUGUAAUUUUUUAAAAAAUAUAAUAGUAAUUUUUAGAGACCGUAAUAUGUGACAUAAUUAUAUAAUACUGUUAAAUUAGGCUAUAGUGAUAGUAUCGUGAAUUGGUGUUGAAUUUUAUUUGAUACACAUCAAUUUUAGCAUAAUUCAUCGUUAUGAUACCUUUCACCUGUGGAUUUAACGUUCGCAGCAUAAUUUAGUUUUAUCAUAUAAAAAUUCGAGGGGCAAAGUACUCCAAAAUUCUGAGAAAAAUCCACGAAAUGCUUGACAAUUCUAAAAAGUCGAAUAUGAUUGCGUUUUACCUCAUAAUUUCACCAGAAUAUUGAAAACAAUAAGAAAAUAUCGUUUUAUACUUCCUACAGAAAAAUUCCCGACAAAAUUCCCAAAAAGUCCAACCAUUAAAUGUGCGGACUUAUCGUACAUUUUCUAGGAGUGAUUUGUCCCUCGUCAAAAUUCAUUUUCGCGCUGACUUCUAGAUAUAAUAUAUUUCUCAAUUAAAGUUUAGCUACUACGGUAAAGUAUGCACAUAUAUGAUAAAGUUUAAGUCGACUGGGAGCAAUUUUUAAGUUGUAUCUGCCGUACGACAAUGAGAUAAAUAAUGAUAAACUCUUCGUAAUGGGUAUAGAUUGACUUCACUGUUUCUGAAAAGACGUCGUGACACCAGAUAUAAAAGUUUAUAGUUUGUUAUAAUUAUUGAUGUGUAGAUUAUUUUUGUAAUGAUUUUUUUUAUGGAAGCAAAUAAAUAUUACGAAAUGAACCUGUUAUUGUGCGUGGCUGUUUAUUUGUAUGGGGACUAGCGAACAUAUUUGAACAUGCGCUGUCAGCUUCUAUGAAAGUUCAAUUAUACACACGCAAGAAUCUUGCAUCUUAUAGCAAUCUGCUUGUGCCAAG
Molecule: messenger RNA, 11501 nt
Organism: Paramuricea clavata
Lineage: Eukaryota; Metazoa; Cnidaria; Anthozoa; Malacalcyonacea; Plexauridae
Source: the annotation of a GenBank genome assembly